This is a messenger RNA of Diaporthe amygdali, 1710 nucleotides long. RefSeq lists its product as uncharacterized. NCBI's taxonomy places the organism in Eukaryota, Fungi, Ascomycota, Sordariomycetes, Diaporthales, Diaporthaceae. The coding region runs from base 1 to 1710 and encodes 569 amino acids. The record is from RefSeq and is a predicted model, not a curated record. The transcript has 2 exons.
AUGGACUCGGUCGACCUUACACCGGAGAGUCGGCGAACUCACUUGUACGACAUUCGCAAACAAUUGGACAACCUCGACUCAACGCAACAAAUUGUGAAGGCCCAGAUUGAGACUUUGGAGGGUGGUAGCCUCGAAGUAUCCAUCGGCAAGCUCCGAUUUGUGUCGCUGAAGCUGACAGAGGCUCAGAGCGCACUGCGAGAAGUCUUUGACUCACUUGCCCGGCCACUGUUGCGCCCUCUCACGAUCUAUGAUCUGCCCGACGAGCUUCUCAUGGCGACUUUCCUUCAGCUCCGCAACCCCUCUGACAUUAAACAUCUGCGUUUGUCCUCGCGACGCCUCAACAAAUCCAGCUCUCAUCUUCUGUUGCAUACCAUCUAUGUCAGCCCGAACCCAAAAUCGCUCGAACGCCUCGAUGAAAUGUCCCGCCAUCCGGCCAUCUCAAAAGGCAUUCGCCGUCUCAUCGUCUCAGUCGACUCCUACAAUGCCGACAUUGCUCGCAGCGUGGGCUCUUUCACCAUAGCUUGCAUGCAGGAGCUGGACCGUUUGAGUGAGAUGAUGCCUCGAGACAAUCCUCGUCUCAGGGAAUUCGCGGAGAUUCGACGCUCUUGGGUCGCAUUCACGGAGUCACUCACGGAAGACUACGACGAUGGGACCCAUAUCAAUGUCCACCACGUAAACGCCUUAUACAACGGCUACCUACGAUAUCAUAAUCUAUUUCAAGAGCAGCAGGCUGUCUUCCGCGGAGACAGUUUUCCACAGGCCAUUGCUUCAGCGAUUGGCAGGAUGAACCGCCUCAACGACCUGGUGAUCAAGGACAGAUCACGUAGCUGUGACGACAGUGAGCUCAGCAGUGCAAGAUUUCGCCACAGACUGGAGAAUCUGGCCACGGAUCCCAUUCCCUUAGUCGAAGACAUGAUGUUACACACAGUCUGCUGGCAAAAAGCGAGGGUCAUGGGAGUGGAAAACCCACCCACCCAACUUCUCUAUGAAAUCCCCUUGGCAAUCCACCAAGCGGGUUCUUCACUGGCUCAUCUCAAAUUCGACCUGACACCCGCUCACAUCUUCGAGCUGAACCUCGAUAGCGACCGUAAGUCACAACUCGAGUCUUUCGCCCAGAGCUUGCAGUCGUUCAAAUUUAGCGUCAGAGCCGAACCGAAACACGUCUGGAGGCCCUCUAGGGGCCAUGAAGAAAACACGGAUCUUUCGAAAUUCUUGACCGCUUUCAUGAGAUCACCAAAGCUGGAUUCGAUGGCAUUGGACUUUGCUUUCCAGGAGAGAUACUGCCUUGAAGACAACCGAAUGCAUGAUCCAGACCGCACCAGCAUCGGGCCCCUCGUCAUCUCACUCCCCUCGCCUGAGCUCCAGAACAUUCACCUGAAGAACUGCUCCCUUCACCUGAGAGACCUCCAAGGCUUGUUCGAUCAUCUAAACAGUGAUCAGGUAGUCCUCGGCCUCUGGUAUGUCUACUUGCUAAGUGGAACCUGGGCUGAUGUGGUGGAACUGCUCCGCGACGAAGUGCGACGUGGAACACUCAGCCAAAAAUCGUACGUGAGAUACCCUUACGGAGCAGAAUGUCUGACUAUGUCAUUCUCCGAGAGGGAGAGACUUUUCCACUACAGGUGUGACAGACGUCCCUGCAAGGACAGUCUAGUCAACUGUUACAUCAAGGGACACGACGAUGGUUCCGACAGCAAUCCAUUACGAGGUUAA